ACGGAGGCUACGUAUCUUGUUCAACAAAUUGUUAGUUCGCGAGUGCUCUCCACUCUAGAUUGAAGUGAAAUUAACUAAUCUUUUUAACUAAAGGCCACAAUGUCAAUAAAGCCACUCCUCCUCCCGCUACUAAUAUUGUGCAUCAUGACGUCAUGUAAAGGUGCCGCUCCAUGCAAGUUGCGCGUCUACCUCGCGAGAGCCGAGCAGACGGAUGAGAACGGUCUCAAGUGCUGGGACACUGUCAAAGUGCCAGCUUGUGGGGGCCGGUGCGAUUCUAGAGAGAUUUCAGACUGGGAGUUCCCAUUCAAGAAGUCCCACCACCCCGUGUGCUUGUAUGGAAGCCGUCGGCCAUUGAUGGUGCGUUUGCGACACUGUGACGCGGGAGUGGCGACAGGCACCGAUGUGUUCCAUUAUAUCGCUGCUGAGGAGUGCCGGUGCAAGGUUUGUUCUUCUGAAUAUACGAGCUGCGAGUGGAUGCCACCGAACUCUACCCUCAUGGACGGAGUAGACGGUAUGGACUUUGAAGACCUGGAAGAAGAAUACAAUGAAUAAACACGAAAAGCUUUAAAAACAGAUAAGUCCACAAUAUGUAAAACUAUAGUAAGAGUAUAGAGUACAGAUAUUAAAACCGGUACCUAUUUUGAUGUCAACAGUUUCAGUUUCAAUAUAAACGCACGACGUAGCGGGCAGAAGCUAGUACUUAUGUUUUACAAAAUUAUCAAUCUCUAUAAAUAACUCAUUAUAAAUGUAAGUAGGAAAAAUUCAUAAAUUAUUACCCACAAACAAUAUGUAAAAAAUGUAUCUUUAAAUAAUAAAAGAGUUUAUUUUUAAAA
Molecule: messenger RNA, 833 nt
Organism: Helicoverpa zea (corn earworm)
Lineage: Eukaryota; Metazoa; Arthropoda; Insecta; Lepidoptera; Noctuidae
Product: thyrostimulin beta-5 subunit-like
Exons: 4
Coding region: 100-552 (150 amino acids)
Biological process (GO): G protein-coupled receptor signaling pathway
Cellular component (GO): extracellular region; cytoplasm
Molecular function (GO): hormone activity
Source: RefSeq, a predicted model, not a curated record